ACCGUUUAUAGCUCAUUUUUCCUUCUCCAAAUCUGAACCCACAAAUCCAAGCUCCCCAUUUUCCCUCACACUUCUCACACUCCUCAAUUGCAUGUCCUUUCCAAAUCCAUUACCAACUUAACAACUCUGUUCUUUGUAACGUUUGUUCAUCUCUCGCUUCUCAGUGUUUCUGCUACUUCCCUCUUUGUCCUCUUAGGUCUUCAGUUUUGAUCCCUUUCAGCUAAGUUGUGUUUGCUUCUAAUAAAAUACAGAGGAAAAAGAAAAAAAAAAGGAAGAAAAUUUUCAUCUGGGGUCAUGAGAUUUGUUGCAUUCAAGUUCAAUAUUCUUCUCUUCUGAUUCUAAGCUUUAACACCCCCUUCCCUUUUUCUCCUUUUUGGGAUUUUACAUUCAGAUCUCUUUAUCUCUCUCUGGCUCAGAAAAAUGGAAAGAUAACUCUUUUGAGCCAUCAUCAACAUUGUUGUGUCAGUUCAAAGCUUGUGUUUUUUCGCAUUCUCCUUUUUGAAGUUCUCUUCUUGUUGGAAAUUGGAAUUGCUCUAUGCUUAUGAAGUUUCAUUUUCAAGGCUCAUGCUCAAGUUUGAACCUUGAGAAAGUGAUUCCAUUCUCCAAAAUGUGCUCCACUUUGGUUUAAUUUGGUUCCCAUCUCUGCAUAAAGUACCAAUUUUCGGCACUCAAAUUCAUCUUUUUCGGGAAAGGCUUCCACUUUAGGGUCUCCUAUCUUUGUCCUUGCAUAUACAACUCAUACAUGGAUUACAUACCCUAUGAAGUUUCAAGUUACUUUACUGCAAUCAUGUUGAAGUUCAUGGCAACAUUCUGUGGUGGCUUAUUGAAUUUCUGAGCUUUGGAGUUUGGAGUACUAUUCUUUCAGGUGUUUGGUAUAAUUGCCAAGGUGGAAACCAAUAUCUUUACAUUUAGAUGUGACUUUUGGAAUAAGGAUCAUUCAUCUUAAUUUGUCAAUCUAAGCAUACACAGAUAUGCUUGAACAUAAUUCUCACCUUAGGUCACCACUAUUGUUAUGUGUAUCCAUCUGCUUCUUGCUAUAUCCUGUUGUGAGGGCUGACAUACCAGUAGGUUCUAAGCUUUGUGUGGUUGACAAUGGCAGCUGGGUUUCCAAAAAUGGUAAUUUUGCAGUCGGGUUCUUUAACAUUUCGGAUGAACCUAACCAGUUUAGUAUUGGUAUUCGAUUCAACAACAAGUCUAUACCGUAUAGCCAACAAACAAUGGUGUGGACUGCUGGAUUUCAGACUGCAGUAGGUAACAAGUCUUGUUUCCAAAUCACCACAAAUGGAGAUAUGAUCCUGUUUGAUGAUCAAGGAAUGAUAGCAUGGAACAGCAACACCAGUAACAAGGGUGUCGUGUCGGCUUCUCUUCUUGAUAAUGGUAAUCUUGUUCUGAUGGACAGAAAGCAAAAGAUAAUUUGGCAAAGUUUUGAUGAUCCAGAUGAUACACUUCUCCCAGGACAGUAUCUAUCUUGUGAUAAAUCGCUUCGUGCUGCCACUAAGGAUCUAGUGUCCAGUUACUACACUCUUUCCAUGAAUGUUUCGGGACACCUUAUGCUUCGCUGGGAAAGUAAUAUUCCCUACUGGAUAAGCGAAAGCCCCUCCACUUCGAAUCUCACUGCAUAUCUGACAAAUAAUGGAGCUCUACAACUUUUAGACAACAGUUCUAAUGUUGUUUGGAGUGUGUUUGGGGAGGACCAUAAUGAAUCUGUGAACUACCGAUUUCUUAGGAUAGAUGUCGAUGGCAAUCUCCGCCUAUAUUCAUGGGUGGAGGCUUCACAGUCAUGGAGAUCUGUCUGGCAAGCUGUUGAGAAUCAGUGCAAGGUUUUUGCAACUUGUGGUAAACAAGGGGUCUGUGUUUUGUCUCCCUCAGGUACUGCUGAUUGUGUGUGCCCUUUCGAGCAGACCGACACCGGGACCUGUUUGGUUCCAUAUGAACAGAAGUGUGAACCUGGUUCCACUAUGAUGACAUAUUGGAACACACACCUAUAUGGAAUUUACCCUGUUGAUGGUCCGGGUAUCAUAAGUAGCCUGCAUCAAUGUAUGCAAUUGUGCCAGAAUGAUUCAAGGUGUACGGUCGCAACCUUUUCUAAUGAUGGUGUUCCCCAAUGCUCAAUAAAGAAAUCUGAAUAUGUCACUGGUUAUUCAGAUCCGUCUCUAAGCUCGGUAUCAUUUGUUAAGAGAUGUUCAUUUCCAUUUGCAGUAAAUCCCACACUUGGAAGCUCACCUCCAACCAAACAAGCUCCUAGAUUUUGUGUUCCUUGUCUAAUAGGAGCAGCCUCAGGCACAUGUUUCGUUGUUGUUAUCAUUCAGCUUGGAAUUGUUUUCUACAUCUAUAGAAGAAAAAUUUCUACUAGGAGGAAAGAAAAUUUAGCUUCCGCAGGUGCAAAUUCAAAGGGCUUAGUUGCAUUAUCUUUUUCAGAGAUCAAGAGCCUCACCGAAGACUUCAAGGAUCAGAUUGGACCAAAUAUGUUCAAGGGCAUGCUACCAAACAAAUCUCUUGUUGCAGUUAAAGAGCUGAAUGCACCCAUAGAUGACAGGAAGUUUCGGAGUGCUGUUCUGAAGAUUGGAAGCAUCCACCACAGGAAUCUUGUGAAGCUGGAGGGCUAUUGUUGUGAGUUCAAUCAUAGAUUCUUAGUCUACGAGUACGUCAAAAACGGUUCUCUUCAGAACUAUAUAGACGAUUCCCCUCUUUGCAAGAAACUGACUUGGAGAAAGAGAGUUGACAUCUGCUCAAGUGUGGCCAAGGCCAUCAAUUAUCUUCACUCUGAAUGCAGGGAGUUUAUAAGCCAUGGAAAUCUGAAGUGUGAAAAUGUCAUGUUGGAUGAGAACUUAGAAGCCAAGGUGAGUGAAUUUGGGUUUGCAAUAGUAGACGGCAAGGCUGUGUACUCUGGUUUUUCGGCCGAGAGGGACAUAGCAGAUUUUGGCAUGUUAGUCCUAACCUUGUUGACCGGAUGUAGAGAUCAGACAGAACUUUGUGAGUGGUCAUAUAAAGAAUGGAUAGAAGGGAAUGCUGCAAAUGUCAUUGAUAAAAGAAUUGAAGGUGGUGCCAACUCAAAUGAACUUGAACGGGUGUUGAGAAUUGCAUUCUGGUGCCUACAAAGCGAUGAACGUCAAAGACCUUCAAUGUUGGAGGUAGUGAGAGUAUUAGAUGGAACAUUGAGUGUUGAUCCUGCACCACCUCCAUUUUCUGGCCACAGACCAUUGCUGGAAGAAUCUGAGACACAAGAAGAUGAUGUUUCAGAAUCUGACAUUCAGUAGUGGUGAUGUUCCAAAUAAAUUUGUAGGAACUUUGUUCAUUUUAUUUUACAGCUCUAGUCACCUUCAUACUCAACAUGUAUAGUAGUUGGACUAAGACUAACGUUUAGGUGAAAAAAAAAAAGUUUUUUACCCCUUAACAUAUUUGGGGUUGUGACUAUAAACUUUGAAGGCCGUGUUCAUUUGGUAUUUUCAGGAUCUGCAUUAAUUUAAAGUCCUUUUUUUCUGUCCAUUUUUCCCCUUCAA
This is a messenger RNA of Arachis stenosperma, 3500 nucleotides long. Its product is annotated as G-type lectin S-receptor-like serine/threonine-protein kinase SD3-1. Gene Ontology annotation, molecular function: protein serine/threonine kinase activity; ATP binding. Bases 972 to 3257 code for a protein of 761 amino acids. Gene Ontology annotation, biological process: recognition of pollen; protein phosphorylation. Lineage: Eukaryota; Viridiplantae; Streptophyta; Magnoliopsida; Fabales; Fabaceae. The record is from RefSeq and is a predicted model, not a curated record. The transcript has 2 exons.